Pyrus x bretschneideri (Chinese white pear) is the source of this 1071-nucleotide messenger RNA. Its product is annotated as protein CURVATURE THYLAKOID 1B, chloroplastic-like. The transcript is spliced from 6 exons. Gene Ontology annotation, cellular component: chloroplast thylakoid membrane; thylakoid. The record is from RefSeq and is a predicted model, not a curated record. The coding region runs from base 228 to 743 and encodes 171 amino acids. NCBI's taxonomy places the organism in Eukaryota, Viridiplantae, Streptophyta, Magnoliopsida, Rosales, Rosaceae.
CACACUAUCCAAAUGAAAGAGGAAUGAAUGGUUGUCCAUCUCCGAAACUUUGAGAGAGCAGCAUCUCCACUUUCUAUUGCAAAUCAAACCCCUCCAAAAUUACAAACUCAAGAACAAGGAUAACUAGAGAGAAACUAAAACUCAUCAGACUGCAUCACGUUUCUCAUCCUAGUGGCCUCAGAAUCUCUCUGAUAGGAUUUAAUUAAACGGUAGGGGAUUCAGUAGCCAUGGCCUCAUCCUCCUCCACACUUUCCAUCUCCUCCUCAUCCACUCUAGUUGACGCCAAGGCUCCUCGCCAUUCGGCUGCCUCAUCACCACAAUGUGUGACCCUCCCUACGCUUCCUCCACCACCGGUUCAGUCUCAAAACCGUGCAGGGAAGACUACUGCCUAUUGUCGUAAGAUUGCACGCAAUGUCAUGGCAAUGGCGACAGGGGAAGCACCGGCAGAAGUUGCAACAACUGAGCUGCCAGAGAUUGUGAAGACAGUUCAAGAAGCUUGGGAGAAAGUGGAAGAUAAAUAUGCAGUGUCUUCACUUGUAGUAGCUGGUGCUGUUGCAGUAUGGGCCUCCAGUGGAAUGAUCUCGGCAAUUGAUAGGCUUCCUUUAGUCCCUGGUGUUCUUGAGCUUGUAGGAAUUGGCUACACUGGGUGGUUUGCAUACAAGAACCUUGUUUUCAAACCAGACAGAGAAGCUUUGACACUGAAGAUUAAAGCGACAUACAAAGAUAUAAUCGGCAGCAGCUAGAACAAACAGAAAAGUAAUGCUGCUGAGGUGAGAUGAAUUGGUGGCCGGUUUUUGAAGCUUUAUCUACAUACGUAAAUAUUUCGCAGCAUUGUCCGUAAAGAUGUGAACAUUCUUCAUGUUGUUUGCAUAAGCAUAUUCUGACCAAAGUUAUAACUUAAUGUCAAGUAUGCAAUUUGUCUGCGAGAUACAUGUAACUAGUACUACUAUAAUUUGUUUCCCUGUUAGCUCCUUGUACUUCAUAUCGCGAUGCUUCUGAUCUUUUAUUGUAGAAAGAAAUGAUAAAAGUACACCAAGUACAAUAAUCUGCAGAAUAUGCAGUUCUGAUCAA